UAUGGCUACGUGAUCCCGGAACUGGCCAAUAAUUUUUCGUUUUUCCAACGCUAAACAGAGGUUUGCGUCAUUUCCCUCUGCCAAAAACCCUAAAAACUGCACAAAAGAAGAAGAAGCAAUGUCGGACUACAUACCUCGAGAAUUGUUGAUCGAUAUCCUCACGAGGCUACCCGCAGAGACUCUUGUUCGAUCCACACUGGUUAGCAAGUCAUGGUACUCUCUCAUUACAAGCCCUAGUUUCAUCUCUCACCACCUCAAUCGAACCAUUUCAAACCCUAACAACACUCACCUCCUACUUCGCUACUGCACUGAAGAUCCCAUCGAACAAGAACACUACUCGCUACGCUUCGACGAUCCUAUCACCAACACAUUCAAUGAGUACGCAAAGCUCAAUUUUCCAUUCACUUGCAUAGACCCUCCUUUUGGGAUUGUUGGUAGCUGUAAUGGGUUGAUUUGCAUUUCUGAUGAUCAGGCAUGUUAUAACCAUGAAAUGUUUUUGUGGAAUCCAUUGAUUAGGAAGUCUGUGUCGAUUCCAUACCCUAAUGUUAGGUUUAGGUCGCACGGCUCUUUUAUGCAUUCUUUAGGGUUUGGCUUUGAUUCAGUAUCUAAUGACUUUAAAGUUGUUAGAAUUGUGCAUAUUGGAUUGGAUUGUAACAGAGUUCCACCUGAGGUCGAGCUUUACACUCUAAAAACUGGAAUUUGGAGAAACAUUAGUGAUAAAGCUCUUCCGUAUAUUGUUGUUGAGCGAUCGCGACAGGCUUAUAUCAAUGGGGUUUCACAUUGGGUUGCUCACACUCCAAGGUUUGGUCAUGGUGGGAUUUUUCGAAAUUUGAUUGUGUCAUUCGACAUGAACAAUGAGGUGUUUGGGGAGAUUUCAUUUCCGGAGGGUAUAGCUGGUGAGGACAAAUUGAUGCAAAAGAUGAGCCUUGUUGUGUUUGGUGAAACCCUUUGUCUGAUCCAGCAUUGUAAAUCUUACGGUGAACCCCCCCAUUGUUCGAUAUGGAUGAUGAAGCAGUAUGGUGUGGCAGAUUCUUGGGUUAGGCAAAUUAGAAUUGAUCUUUCUGGAGGAUUUUUUAGGAAGCCAAUUGGGAUGAGAAAGAAUGGUGAAGUUCUUCUGGGGACGAGGGAGGGAUAUUUGGUUUCUUAUGACCCUGAGAGCAAACGAAUUAUAUAUCUUGGUGUCCAAGGUACUAUAGAUAGCGAUUGUUGGUAUUCAUUUGAUGUGGAUACUUACAUGGAGAGCCUAGUCUUGCUUGAUAAAGGGGCAGAUUUUUGUGAUGAGGUUAUAAGCGAUCGGUUUUGUGCGAAGAGAGUGAAGCGGACUGAUAGAACCCAGGAUCUGAUAUAAAAAUCAAAGCAGAACGAGUGCAGGCAAGAUGUACCUUUUGCACCUUAUUAGAGUAUUCAUUAUUGCUUAGGUUUAUGCUUGUUAAAUGCAUUAUAUUGAUAGCUCUAAGCAACUUCUAUUUCAGUCCUCGUAUGUAUGUCUUUUGAGAAUGCCUUGAAUACUGAAAAGUUCAGCCUAUGCCAUUAUCUCUUUCUGGAGUUAAUUUUAGUUGUAUUGUCUAAGAGUAUCUUGGUUUGUAUAUUUGAAAAUUAGUUAUGUGAGCAUGAUAUUUGCCAAAUAUCUUCUUUAAUCCUUA
Molecule: messenger RNA, 1643 nt
Organism: Camellia sinensis
Lineage: Eukaryota; Viridiplantae; Streptophyta; Magnoliopsida; Ericales; Theaceae
Product: F-box protein CPR1
Molecular function (GO): protein binding
Source: RefSeq, a predicted model, not a curated record